AUGAAAAUCAGAAUUGGGAAUGGUAGACGUGCCUCGCUUUGGUAUGAUAAUUGGCAUCCUCUUGGCCCUUUAGAAAAGAUUCUUAGAGAGAGGAUCAUUCGUGAAUCCAGAUUGAGUAGACUAGCUAAAGUGGCUGAUAUUGUGGAGGGUGAUACUUGGAGAUGGCCAUCAGUUCGCUCCCCAGCUGUGUCUGAUUUGAUGCGAGAUACAAUUGAUAUUUUUCGAUCGGACAGUAAUAGAGAGGAUGUAUUGCAAUGGGAGGAUGAUACACAUGGAGUCUUCUCUGUUCGGAGUGCUUGGGAGUCUCUUCAACUUCGCUGUCCUAGGGUGACUUGGUAUCACAUUGUAUGGUUCCCUAAAUGUAUUCCUAGACAUGCAUUUAUCCUUUGGUUAGCAAUUCAAGGUAGCAUCUAUACACAGACAAAGCUUCUUAGCUUUGGUUUGGUACAGUCUAUGCGUUGUGUGCUAUGUGGAUGUUCAGUGGAGGAUUUGGAUCAUCUUUUCUUUGCUUGCCCAUUUUCUUAG
Molecule: messenger RNA, 525 nt
Organism: Olea europaea var. sylvestris
Lineage: Eukaryota; Viridiplantae; Streptophyta; Magnoliopsida; Lamiales; Oleaceae
Exons: 1
Coding region: 1-525 (174 amino acids)
Source: RefSeq, a predicted model, not a curated record